UUUUACUUAUCUAUUUCUAUUUUUCUACCAAACCAAUUCGAGUUUUGUUAACGUGACGAAUAAAACCCAAACCUCGUAAACGUCAAGCUUAAGUACUCUAACCAACAGAUCUCUCGAAUUACAGCCAAAAGCUCGACGAGACUCAAAAUGUUGCAUCACCAGCAGCAGCAAUCCGAACAACAGCCCCAACAACUUCCAUCAAUGGCGGAAACAACGGGGGAUGCACCUCCCAAGCAAGUAGCUAUGGCGAUGGGCAGAUUAAGCCAUGCUGCUCGCCUUAUCGCCGACAUCAGAAUUGGUGUCGAUCGUGUAUUGGAAGCUUUGCUUUUGCCUGCUGAAUCUGAUCAGCGUUCUAAAAACGCAAAUUUAAUCCAUAAAGAAGAUUCUUCUAUGCGUCAACAUCUCCAAGACCUUCGCAACAUUGGAAGGCAGCUUGAAUCUUCUGGGGUUCUUAAUGAGGCUCUGAGAUCACGAAGCAACUCUUGGGGAUUGCACAUGCCCUUAGUUUGUCCAGAUGGUGCUGUAGUUGCAUAUGCUUGGAAGCGACAACUUGCUGGCCAGGCUGGUGCAUCUGCAGUUGACAGGACUAGGCUAGCUCUAAAGUCCUUCACGGAUCAAAAGCAAAGAUUUUUUCCGCAUCUUGACCGUGAAUCAUCUUCAAAGAAACAAUGUGUUUCACAUGAAUCUUUGGUAGAGAACCCAGAAGAAGCAAAAAAUUACAAAACACUAAUUGAUACCUUGGAAUCAAUUAAGAAAGAAGUGCCGAACAUUAAGAUUUCAACAUAUGAAAGAUUGGAGUGGUUGAAGAGAGCUUCUUCACUUCCUUCCCCUGCAAAUGAGGAUUCCUUUGAUACGUCAAUGGUUGCACAAAGUUACCAUCCUUCAAGUAGUUUAAGACCUGGAUCUUCUAGAGUCUCCCCUGAUAAAGUUGCUGUGAUUGAAUUAUUUAUUCCUUCUGUCUUAAGAGCUGUCGUGUCCCUUCACCCUGCUGGUUCUAAAGAUCCCGAUGCAGUGGCCUUCUUUUCGCCAGAUGAGGUAGGGAGCUAUGUGCAUGCAAGAGGUUCAUCAGUUUAUAAUGUAUAUAGGCAUUUAACGGAAUUUUCUAAUAUAGCUCUGCAGUAUUUCCUCGGGAAUAAGUCAGAGAUGGCUCUGAACCUUCUUUUGCAUUGGAUCAGCAGCUAUCAGAGCCUAUUUACGCUAGCAUGCAGCAAAUGCGGACGCCUCCUGUCCAUGGAUAGACAAUCAGGAUUAUUCUUACCUCCUGUUCAUCGACCCUAUCAAAGUUUGCUUGCUGCUAAGUAUGCAACAGAUGCGUCUAAGAAUCCGAGCUUUAACACUGACCUAGCUUAUCAUGUCAGCUGCUAUCGACCGGAUGUGUAGGCUUUUUGUUUUUCACAAAUGUGCUCUGGCCAGGUCGGUUUGCAAGUCCUUGUGAAGUAAUACUCUUUCGGAGAGUGUUAAAUGUAUAAAGUGUGAGCUUUUAGGAAGAGUGGGCCAAUGCUAUGUACUUGAGAAUGUGUAAACAUUAACAUAAUGGAUGUUGUUUACUUGAAAAAGUACAAGUGCAUAGCUUUUAGGGACUUGCAGUGAUUUUGCUAGCCAUAUACAUGAAAUUUGGGCUUAAUUUAUGAUGUGGUGAUGAAUGACCAAAAGCAUGGGCUACCAGAUGCAAGAACGCUUCGUCAUUUACAUAAUUGCCUCCCGAGAGGAUAGACUAUCAAACUUUUCCAAGUGCUGCGUUUUUAUAGUACGCCACAUAACCAAGAGACUAAUAGGACAUAAAUUUUGUUAUUCGUGAAAUGGUACUGUUCAUUUUUUAUGUAGCCUAAGAUUUAGUUGUUUUGCUUUAAAUUAUAUUGGUUUAUGGUUUAUAGUAAAAUAACUUGAUAAUAUAUGCACCUUUUACCUGUUGUUUGACGUUGGUUAGGUUAGAGUUAGGCUUAUGCAUAGUUGACUUGUCACUCUUUUUCCCCUUGGCUUUGUUAAUGACUAUUUGACGACUUAUCACCCUC
This is a messenger RNA of Amaranthus tricolor (Joseph's coat), 2012 nucleotides long. Its product is annotated as mediator of RNA polymerase II transcription subunit 27. Lineage: Eukaryota; Viridiplantae; Streptophyta; Magnoliopsida; Caryophyllales; Amaranthaceae. Gene Ontology annotation, cellular component: mediator complex. The coding region runs from base 148 to 1380 and encodes 410 amino acids. The record is from RefSeq and is a predicted model, not a curated record. Gene Ontology annotation, molecular function: transcription coactivator activity. The transcript has 7 exons. Gene Ontology annotation, biological process: regulation of transcription by RNA polymerase II.